Messenger RNA from Oreochromis niloticus (Nile tilapia), 1713 nucleotides. It is a transcript of the gene bccip, whose product is annotated as BRCA2 and CDKN1A interacting protein. Gene Ontology annotation, cellular component: nucleus. NCBI's taxonomy places the organism in Eukaryota, Metazoa, Chordata, Actinopteri, Cichliformes, Cichlidae. Bases 132 to 1046 code for a protein of 304 amino acids. The transcript is spliced from 7 exons. The record is from RefSeq and is a predicted model, not a curated record.
UGGAUUUAAUAAGCGGCAAGCCGUGUAUAUGUGGAGCCAUAAUGGCGGCUUCAGGGUUUCAGUUUCGUAGCUGACAGUUGCUAGUCUUUGCCCCGCCCACUUAGUAGACACGUGUGUUUUAAGUUUGCAGCAUGGCUUCAUUGGCUAAGAAAAGGGCAGUAGGUUUUGGUGAAAAACCCGAGGAAAGUGACAACAGCUCCGAUGAGAAUCCAGAGGAGGAAGACGAUUCCGGAGAAGAGGACAGUGAGGCGUCAGAUGAGGAAAUUAAUGAGGAGGUCGUUGUAGACUUUGAAGCUCACACCAUCUCAGACAAUGACUUCAACGGCAUAAAGAAGCUGCUGCAGCAGCUUUUCUUAAAAGCUCAUGUGGAUACAUCAGAGAUGACACACAUCAUCAUCCAACAAAAUCAUGUUGGAAGUGUCAUCAAGCAAGCUGAGGCGCCCGAAGACAGCGACGAUGACGACGACCCAGAUGAAGUGUUUGGCUUCAUCACCAUGCUAAACCUCACAGAGAGAAAGGGUGUACAAUGUGUGGAGGAGGUGAAGGAGCUGAUUGUGGAUCAGUGUGAGAAGAAUGCUUCUCAUAUUGUGACAGAACAGCUGGAGAAGAUCUUUAAUGAUAACAGCAAGCCUGUGGGGCUGCUGCUAAGUGAGCGCUUCAUCAAUGUGCCUCCACAGAUUGCCCUUCCACUGCACAAACAGCUCCAGGAAGAAAUCGCUGACGCUCAGAGGACAAAUAAGCCCAGUGGGAGGUGCCACUACUGCCUGAUUAUCAGCAAGACCUGUAGAGAAGAGACCAAGAGCAUCCCAGCCACAGGAGGAGCUCCCAAAGAGGAAUACAUGUUUGUUAAUGCAGAGGAGGAAUUCUUUUAUGAGCAAGCCAUCUUGAAGUUCCACUACACAGUCCAAGAAGAGGCAGACUCCUGUUUAAGUGGGAGGUGGUCAUUUACGGACGUGCCCAUGAAGCCUUUCAGGACUGUGAUGCUGAUACCCACAGACAGAAUGCCAGCCAUCAUGGAGAAACUCAAAGAAUAUCUAUCAGUGUGACCUUCACAAUAAACCAAGACACCUAUGGACACAGUGACAGCUUUCAGGCUUCUGAAAAUCAUUCAAUAUAUUCUUCAAUUUUUGUACAGUUUGUUUUAGGAAUGCACGUAUUCAUAUUUAGAACAUGUAGGGCGAUGGUUUACCCAGUUUUAGAAAUUUUAAAGACAGUUUGUACAAAUUGUAAAGACAUAGGGAAUAAUCACAUACUUGAAUACUGGAAGAAACUUCAUGCAACUGCAUAUCAGAGGUGUUAGGAACACUUCAAAAUCCUUGGUUUUUAACAUUCAGCUGCACAUUUCAUCCCCAGACUUUCCUUGAUGUCACAUGUUUUAAUAAAUGUCCUGAAUUGUCAACAUAAACAGGGAACAUUCUUAGAUAAAUGGGCAAAGCAGUUAUUCUGAGCAAGUUGUUUCAUACGUAUUUUAGCUUUAAAAUCAGAUCCUUGGAUAUACAAAAGAAUGUGAAGGUAUACUGGCAUUUAUGACAACUAUGCAUAAUAGGGAAGUACAUAGGAGACAAAUUACUUUUCGCUUGAACAUUUUUUUUUUUGCUUGUUAAGUAUAUCAAAUGACAGUGUGCAUCUGCAUCAUGUACGGAUAAAGUCCACACCUAAGCAGUGUUGCAGAAACCCCCUCACUCAUAUUGUUUUUAGAUCACAACUAUUAAA